Molecule: messenger RNA, 522 nt
Organism: Triticum turgidum subsp. durum (durum wheat)
Lineage: Eukaryota; Viridiplantae; Streptophyta; Magnoliopsida; Poales; Poaceae
Source: the annotation of a GenBank genome assembly
AUGGCGGUUAAUGACGUGAGAAAGAAAAAGGUGCCACAGAGAAAGCCAAGGACGAUGAAGCGGCAGACUACAUUUUCCUACGAGGACUUGCUGGACGAGAUGGUGUGGGAGAUCUUAAUCAGGCUUCCCGUGGAAUCACUGAUGAGGUUCAAGUUGGUCAGCAAGGCUUGGCGCAGCAUCAUCUCGGAUCCUGUUUUUGUUCGUGCGCACCUCCGUUACUCCAAACAGAAACAUCACAACCCAUUAUCCUUCCUUAUCAUCCCCGAGACUUAUCUGGAAUCGGAUCCUUCCAACAUUGUCUCCACCAACAUCCGCCUCUACCACUGCUCUUUACAACAACAACAACAACAACAGCAACAACAACAACAACAACAACAAGAUGACAGAAUGAGCAGUAGUGCAAUUGCAACACUCCUUUACGGGAAGCACUUCCAGGCAGGCGAGUUUGGGUUGGUGUCCCAAAUGGCACACUGUGAUGGCUUGGUGCUGCUACCCACCGACACCAACACCUACAUCUUUUAA